Messenger RNA from Paralichthys olivaceus (Japanese flounder), 1069 nucleotides. Lineage: Eukaryota; Metazoa; Chordata; Actinopteri; Pleuronectiformes; Paralichthyidae. The record is from RefSeq and is a predicted model, not a curated record.
GCCUGAAGGAGACGACGGAGCAGCUGGUGAAGAAGAAGCUGGAGGGGAAGGACGAGCUGACGCCCUGGGAGGAGUUCCUGCAGAAGAAGAAGGAGCAGAGGAAGCAGAAGAAAUCUCAGAACAAACAGGAGGCGGCAGAGGACGAACUCAGCGACGAUGAACUUCCUCCAGACGUUGACCUCAGCGAAGCUUUCUUCACCGAGGAGCUCGGUGCGACAGAUCUGAAGAAACAGAGGAAGAAGAAGAAGAAGCUGGAGGAAGAGGAGCGAACGGCUGAGGAGGAAGAAGAGCUGGAGAAACAAAAGGCGGAGAUGAGUCUGCUGAUGGAGGACGACGCAGACGAGAAGAAGCACAAACACUUUAACUUUGAUCAAAUCGUGGAGCAGCAGAACUUGAGCAAGAAGAAAAGGAAGAAGCUGCUGAAGAAGGGGGAGGAGCCUCUGGAGAACGACCACUUCCAGGUGGAUGUUAAAGACCCUCGCUUCCAGGCCAUGUUCACGUCGCACCUGUUCAACCUGGAUCCGUCCCACCCCAGCUUCAAGAAGACCAGAGCCACCCAGAGCAUCGUGGCCGAGAAGCAGCGCAGGCGAGAGGAGCAGCGGCGGCGGAGGGACGAUGACCUCAGCGCUCAGACGGCCACGCGGACAGAGGCCUCCGCCGAAGCUAAACAGGAAGUGGCGGGAACGAAAUCGCAAAGUGACUCUGAUGCUGUGACGGCGAAGAAGCCCAUGGAUCCGAGUCUGUCUCUGCUCGUCAAGUCAAUCAAAAGCAAAACGGAGCAGUUUCAGGCUCGAAAGAAACAGAAGCUCGUGUAGGUUCGAGGUUGUGACGGACCGAGACUCUUUCCUGAGUUUAUACAGGAAAACAACAGGAAGUAGAUGUGAAAGAGUUGAAACGAAGGUCACAAUCAUGAAGUUCAUCUAAACAAACAUCUGCAGGGUUUGAACAGUCGUCAAAGUUUGAGAUGGUUUAUAAUAUUUAAUGAAUCAGAUUUAAAGAUGUUUCCACACAUGAGCGGUGAAAAAUGUUGUGUAGUCAUGUUGUGUAGUCAGUGUGUGUAGCAGAUUGU